This is a messenger RNA of Syngnathoides biaculeatus (alligator pipefish), 1408 nucleotides long. It is a transcript of the gene sf3b4, whose product is annotated as splicing factor 3b, subunit 4. Gene Ontology annotation, molecular function: RNA binding. Gene Ontology annotation, biological process: positive regulation of mRNA splicing, via spliceosome. Gene Ontology annotation, cellular component: U12-type spliceosomal complex; nucleolus. The coding region runs from base 61 to 1254 and encodes 397 amino acids. The record is from RefSeq and is a predicted model, not a curated record. The transcript is spliced from 5 exons. Lineage: Eukaryota; Metazoa; Chordata; Actinopteri; Syngnathiformes; Syngnathidae.
GGAAGAGGCGGGUCUAUCCCAAGUGGCAUCUCCGCCCCCUUCCACCGUUGUUCAGUCAACAUGGCAGCGGGACCAAUUUCCGAAAGAAAUCAAGAUGCCACAGUGUACGUGGGCGGCUUGGACGAGAAAGUGUCCGAGCCGUUGCUAUGGGAGCUUUUCCUGCAGGCCGGUCCCGUCGUCAACACGCACAUGCCCAAGGACAGGGUGACGGGCCAACACCAGGGCUACGGCUUCGUGGAGUUCCUGAGCGAAGAGGACGCCGACUACGCCAUCAAAAUCAUGAACAUGAUUAAACUGUACGGCAAGCCCAUCCGGGUCAACAAGGCGUCGGCGCACAACAAGAACCUGGACGUGGGCGCCAACAUCUUCAUCGGCAACCUGGACUCGGAGAUCGACGAGAAGCUGCUGUACGACACGUUCAGCGCCUUCGGGGUCAUCCUGCAGACUCCCAAGAUCAUGCGCGACCCCGACACGGGCAACUCCAAGGGUUACGCCUUCAUCAACUUCGCCAGCUUCGACGCGUCGGACGCCGCCAUCGAGGCCAUGAACGGCCAGUACCUGUGCAACCGGCCCAUCACCGUGUCCUACGCCUUCAAGAAGGACUCCAAGGGGGAGCGGCACGGCUCGGCCGCCGAGCGGCUGCUGGCCGCCCAGAACCCGCUGUCGCAGGCCGACCGGCCUCACCAGCUGUUCGCCGACGCGCCGCCCCCGCAGGCCGUGCCGCCGCCCGUGCUGACGUCCAUGGGGCCGGGCAUGCCCAUGCCGGGCGGGAUGCCGCCCCCCGGCGUCUUCCCCCCGAUGCCCCCGCCGGGAUCCAUGCCGACCAUGCCGCCCGGCUUGGCCAUGCAUCACAACCACCAGGGCGGCGGGCACCCUCCCGGGCCGCCGCCCUUCCCGCCCGGCUCCAUGCAUGCGGGUUUGCCUCAGAUGCCGAUGCCCCCUCCGGCGCCUCCCGGCAUGGUGCCCCCGCCUCCUGCGCCCCCAGGCUCCACUCAAGCCCGUGCGCCGCUGCCUCCCGGCAUGCCCCCGCCGCCGCCCAUGGGAAUGCCCCCGCGAGCCCCCUACGGACCACCCAUGGGUCACCCCGUGCCGCCCGGUAUGAGAGGACCGCCGCCGCCCCCCAUGCCCCCACCGGGCUACGGCGCCGCCCCGCCGCGCCCCCCUCCCUUUGGCUUCCAGAGAGCGCCUCUCAUGCCACCCAGGCCGCCGGUCGCACCCCCUCGCGUUCCCUUGAGGGCACCCAUGCCGCCUUAAUCCAAGAUUCUUUUGUCAUUUUUUUAAAGGAAAAAAAAAAAGGCAAUCCAUGUUUAUAUGGCUUUGGGUUUUUUUUUGUUUUUUAGCUUUGUAUUUUACAGGGGUCAGUGUACAGAUGAAAGACUGCUGUUGAAUAAAAUCAUUACAAAUUGUG